GGGUAUAAAUCAGACUCUCUGGUUCGGUUCUCGCAGUUCUUUGCAGUAGGAGGAAGCGAAAUGGAGGUCUCCUUCGCCGUGCUUCUCGCCGUCGCGCUCCACGCUUUCGCUCAGGGUGAGGAAAUGGUUGAAGAUGUGGGAGCAUGGCGGCCUGCAAUGGGUCUCCUAGAGAAACGACAACAACCAUUAUGCGGAACCUCGACGAUCCUCUCGAGCGGGCAAUCCUCUCCCCUCAUCAGCAUGAACUACCCUCAAAAUUACCCUUCCGUGCAUUACUGCACUUGGACGUUUCAAUGCCCCGUGAAUAUGACCCUCCAAUGCUCUCAUUUCCAACUGCCGUGGACCAUAAUGUGCGUGGGGUCCGCCUUCAUCUACAACGGCCGAUGUGUGCGUCGUCGACUGAACUUCAGAACCCGGUGAAUGUGGGGAACUAUCUCACGGCCGUGUUGUAUAGUGUUGCCUACAGCUCGAGGGGAUUCGAGUGCACUGUCACCUGCGGAUCGAGCGCUCCUAUUACAACUCCGGCACCGACUCCUCCUGCAAAUCCUUGUCGUGCGUUGAAUGGGGAAGCCCUUAAUGAUCGGUGCGGCAUCUCCCAAGGCAGCAAGAGACUCCUCGGAGGAAUUCCCGUGACCGAUCAGGGGAAGUAUCCCUGGAUGGUGCACAUCACAGAUCCGAGUCGGACGUUGUUCUUUGGGGGAUCCCUCAUCAACGACCGAUACGUCCUCACUUCCGCUUUCCAGGUGCAGCAAAGUGCCUCUACAACCAUGUAUGUGACAUUGGGAGACUUGGACGUGUCGACGUCGACCGAAAGCACAUCCAUCGAGGUCCAGGCGACGUCCAUCCUGCAUCCUCACUUCGAUAUUACGACCUACAGAAACAACAUCGCCCUUUUGAAGCUCGUGACUCCGGUGGACUUCACGGCCUAUCCGAAUAUUCGGCCGAUUUGCAUUUCCGCCGAUGCCGAUCCCGCUCCAGGGACUCAAGUCUCCAUCGCUGGAUGGGGAGGAAACGUUUCCAGCUCGGCUCCGGUUCCCGUGAUGACCAUGCAAGAGGCUAUAGUGCAGGUGCUCGACACCGCCGCCUGCCAAACCCAAUUUACCCAGGUCGACCAGUCGUUCAUCUGCACCCAGCCGUUAGCGAACGCGGUGACGAACAUCUGCACUGGUGACAUGGGAGGUCCGCUGAUGUACCAGAAUCCAGGCGGGUACAUCCAGAACGUCGGCGUGGCGUCCUUCUCCCUCUGCUAUCCGGGGUACUUGUACUGGACGACCGGCGUGUUCACGCGGACAUCAAAAUACGUGGACGACUUCAUCGACAGCAAUACCAGCGAUGCGAUAUGGUGCCCCGCGCCCUAAAAUGCCUUUCCUUCGUUUCUCUUUUUCUGCUUUCCUUUUCCCCAUUAUAAGAUUCUCUGGCGAUCGAAGCGAUGUUAUCCUCAUUUCUUAUCCAACAUUUCAUUCAUCUUCUUGAAGGUGAAAUAUCAGGCUCCGAAAAGGGACAAAUAUAUCGUUGAGAG
Darwinula stevensoni is the source of this 1519-nucleotide messenger RNA. NCBI's taxonomy places the organism in Eukaryota, Metazoa, Arthropoda, Ostracoda, Podocopida, Darwinulidae. The record is from the annotation of a GenBank genome assembly.